Molecule: messenger RNA, 816 nt
Organism: Klebsormidium nitens
Lineage: Eukaryota; Viridiplantae; Streptophyta; Klebsormidiophyceae; Klebsormidiales; Klebsormidiaceae
Source: the annotation of a GenBank genome assembly
AUGAACGUCGAAGACUCGUCUGAAGCUCUUUCGAGGAACUUGGGGUCCCGCUUUGAAAGGGCGUGGCACACGAUUGUGGUCGACCUUCUUUUACCUUAUGCGGUGACGAAAGCUGUGGAGAUCGUGUACAACAACAUCCGCCACAAGCCGAGCGGCCGCAAGGUGAACGGCCCCUGGGUCUUUGCCGCCGAUCCCAGUCUGCCCGACGGGAUCGCGCACCCCGCGAGCCCCGAGUUCCGCUCGCACCAGGGGCCAGGCGGCGACUUUUCGUACCACUUUCGAGAGGUGCUGGAGGACCUGCGGAAGCGGUUCCAAGUCGAGUUCUUCUUCAUGGCGCCCAGCCAGGACACGCGCGGAAGCGUGCUCGCGUACUACGACGAGCGGGGGGACGCCACGUGGGCGAUCUGCAACCGGGAGAAUGUCUGGGACCCCCAAGAGAAACCGAGCACGUGGUCUUCCAGCAACGCCACCGCGCGGGAGCGCGUUCCGCCCCCGGGGCCACUCACUGGGGUGGAAUACACUCUUACCGCCGACCUAGUUCUCAGCGAAGCUGCGGGCGCCACGUGGCGGGGCUACGAGCGCCCGGUGGGGAGGGCCGUAGACGGCGAAGAUUGCCUGGCGGCAAACGAGUACAAGCUGCUCCAAAUGCCGGACGGGCUGAGUAUCUGCCUCCCGAGGCGCGUCAGGCGGGGAACGGGCGCGUUCCAAGUGUCGAUGCACUGGCAGAUGGACGCCCGGACGGUCCCGCAGGAGACGGUAGUGUACGGCGCGGACGGCGCCUUUGAGUCCUUCAGAACGGCGCACUACACCGUUUGA